GGGUAGUGCAGCCCACAACCGUCAAAAACGACUAGCGGGGACCCAGUGAAUGAGAAUAACGGCGGCAAUUUAUAGAGGACGGUCCACGUAUCCUCAUCGUCAGGUUUCUAUUUGUUAUUUUACACGUGUUCUGACGUAAACUUCACAAAAUAAGCAGAGAGCAUCAUUUGGAGAACAUUUCUCACUGAACAUCUAUUCGAGCUUUAACAAGGAAAGACGGCAGUCUUUAUCUUUCAAAGACAAACGGUAUAAGGACAUUAAGAGGAAUUCUCGCUCUAAAAGCAUGGAGCCUGCCGAAAUGAACUCAAUCCCCAACGGGAAAGGACAUGAAGCUGGAGAGGUCAUGACUGCGACUGCAGUAAAAGGCCAAUCGGAAGAUGCAGCUCAGGAACUUGUACCAAAUAACACUGAAAAUGCCAGUACUGACAGAACGGCACAUAAUGCGGAGGCAAACACGGCGGAAAGCUCUGAGUUCCUCACCAAUGCAGAUGACAAGAAACCCCCUCGCUUCACAGAUUUUGAGGGGAAGACUUCUUUCGGGAUGUCCGUCUUUAACUUGGGAAAUGCCAUCAUGGGAAGUGGAAUUCUGGGAUUAGCGUACGCCAUGGCUAACACAGGAAUUGUCCUUUUUGUAAUUCUCCUCACCGCUGUAGCUGGUCUGUCUUCAUACUCCAUUCACCUGCUUCUAAAAUCCUCAGGGGUUGUGGGUAUUAGAGCUUAUGAACAGUUGGGUCAACGAGCCUUUGGCACACCAGGAAAGAUGGCUGCUGGCAUUGCAAUCACCUUGCAGAAUAUUGGAGCCAUGUCCAGCUACUUGUACAUAGUAAAGUACGAGUUUCCAUUGGUGAUCCAGGCUUUUCUCAAGGUGGACAGUAUGUCUGGGGAGUGGUAUUUAAAUGGCAAUUACCUGGUUGUCAUUGUAAGUUGCAGCGUCAUCCUGCCAUUGGCCUUAAUGAAACAACUUGGGUACCUUGGCUACACCAGUGGUUUCUCUCUCAGUUGUAUGGUGUUCUUCCUUAUUGCGGUGAUCUAUAAAAAGUUCCACGUGCCUUGUCCUUUUGUUGACUAUUCUCAUAACAAAACUUUGGCGAUCUUUAACACAAGUAUGGCUGGCCCAGGAGGAGUGGAGAUGACCCCUGAAGGUGGCCUUGGGUGCACCCCUCGCAUGUUUAAUCUCAACACACAGACGGCCUACACGGUUCCCAUCCUGGCAUUCGCGUUCGUGUGCCACCCUGAGGUGCUGCCAAUUUACACCGAGCUGCGCAACCCAACCAAAACUAAGAUGCAGCACGUGUCCAACAUCUCUAUUGGGGUCAUGUACGUCAUGUAUUUCCUGGCUGCUCUGUUUGGAUACCUGACGUUCAAUGAUAACGUGGAAGCUGAACUGUUGCACACAUACAGUCGGAUCGACCCGUAUGAUACGCUGAUCCUGUGUGUCCGUGUGGCCGUCCUGACUGCCGUUACACUUACUGUACCCAUAGUGCUGUUUCCUGUAAGGAGAGCAAUCCAGCAGUUGUUCUUUUCAAAUAAAACCUUCUGGUGGCCACGUCACAUUGCUAUAGCUGUCAUCCUCCUCACCCUCAUCAACAUACUGGUCAUCUUUGCCCCAAACAUCCUGGGCAUCUUCGGGAUCAUUGGUGCCACGUCCGCUCCAUGCCUCAUCUUUAUUUUCCCGGCCGUGUUCUACAUCCGCAUCGUGCCUAAGGAAGAUGAACCAAUGCGCUCACUCCCGAAAAUCCUAGCUGCUUGUUUUGCCUUGUUAGGAGUCUUAUUUAUGAUAAUGAGCCUGAGCUUCAUCAUCAUUGAUUGGACAUCAGGGAACAACAAAGGAAGCAGUGGUCAUUAGGCCCCUCCCUCGAUUGUUUUUUGUUUUAUUUGCAGUAUACAUAUAUUUUUUGAUUGUGUGGGGUCAGUAGUUAGGGAGGAUGCAUAAUCUCUCAAUGAUCUGCUGUUGCAUUACAAGUAUGAUCACUAUUUUAGUUACAGUUUCUUAGCAUUCAGUCAAGGCAUUAUUUGUUAACUGCAUGUGCUGUUUACAAGCAGGCUAUUAUUUUUCCUAUCUCAGGUUGGCAUUAAUUCAAUUGAGAAGCCAUCUGAUUUAAUAAGGAGUGGUUGGGGGAUUGAAAUUCAGCGUUAAGUUAAAAAUCUUCAAAGCCUGUGAUAGCUAAAACUACAAUAUGUGCCAUAGUAACAGCACAUGUGGUAUGCAGACCACAGCGUUUGCUAACAAAAGGGAUUUUGCAUUCUAACCAAACCAAUUUACCAGCCCAUCUACAAUUGUAUCCAGUUAAUAUCAUAACCUUCAGCCAAAUUCACAAGAGAUUAGAAUCAAAGUGCUCAGUUCUGAUUGGACGAUUAGUAGUUAUAAAAGUCUCUUAAUUGUGAUGUCAUCAUCGUAUCUCAUAUUAGAUAUAGCAAUACUCUGUGCAAUAGAUGGCUGUGAGAUAUCUGACACUGAUGGCUGUCGAGAGAGGUUGUUGCCAUGGCAACGCGUGACCUCAUCUAGAACCAGACUUGAUUUGGACGCAGUCUAUUACACAAUUUAUGCAAAGUACAUUUAGUACAGGUGUCACCUUUUUAUAUAGAUUUAUAAAGUUUAUCCUUUCUACAAUAUUUAGAGAGAUAUAUAUGAAUAGAUAUAUAGGCAUAGGCAUAUACAAUAUAUAUAUAUAUUGUUUUUAAGUGUCUACAAAUAUAUAAGCAUUCCGAUUUAUCCGGUAUCUAUCAUGUCCCUUUACCACAUACUUGAGUAUUCAGUAUAAAGUGCCAUCUUUAAAAUAUUUAGAUGAAUUAAGCACAGUUUCAUGAAUAAAAGGCACAUUCUGAAUAUUAUUAUUUUUUAGGAAUGCUGCUGGAAAGCACAGUUAACCCUAGCGUCAGUUUAUCAUGAUCCCAUAUGUGUCUCAUUUUGAAACUCUCUGGAGUUAUAUACAGAUAUAACCAAAAAACCAACAAAUAUCCACAGGGUCCUCUCCGUGAUUGGAGAAACAAAUGUGAUGCAUUGGUGCACAUAAAUGUUUUAGGGCGAAACUUUCUUGGCACAAUGUAGACGGGAGGUAAAGUUGCCCGAUCUUUCCUGGAAUAUCAAGUUUUAGUUAAGUUGAGAAAGAGCCGUUUAACCCAAGUUAUUAUUAUUAUGGGUUUGGAGGUCUUGCAGGGUCAUUUGGUAAUGGUUGAUACUAAAACUGUAGCACUUUUAGUUGAAGCACAACUUCCUCUCAGUUUCUUGACCUGUAGUGAUCAGUUUCAACUGUAUUAAUAUAGAUUAAUAUAUAUUUCAUAGAAAGUUAAAUGAACAAAGCCUAUGUAUUACUAACUGUAAAUUGUAAGUAAUGUGUGGAUGUCUAACAUGGUACAUGACUAUUUUAAUCUUCGUAAUUCAUCCUAAAUAGUAUAAAUGAAGCACAUACUGGCCCAUAAUGAUGUUAGUGGUGUUUUACCGUGUGUUUGUGCGUGAAUGUGUGUUUUUUUCUCCUGUCAUUAUGGAGAACGAAUACUUCGGUCAGUGAAUGUACUGUAAUGGGCUAUAAGAUGUUUUAAAUGAGAUGUGGUACUUUUUUAUGGAGUUUGUCUGUUUAAUUCAUGUUUAAUGGAUAGACCAGCCAUGCAUAUAAAUAAACGAUCAUAUCUGUGAACCAGUAUCAGCAUAGUUACAUAUCUUGAUAUAUUUCUUCAGUGUUUUAAAUGUCCCAGCCUUCUAAGACAGCAAAGGCACUGUAAUAUAUUAAAGAUAUAUUUAUUUGGAUAGAUUUAUGGGUUGUCCAAAAACAGACGUUUUGUUGUUUAUCAUGUUCAGAUGCAUACUAUUUCUCUUUGUGGUGUUUUGGAUAUAUUCUGUAUAGAUGACUGAUUUACUAAUCACAUGUGUGUUUGAUUUCUAAAGUGCUUUAUUGAAACGACCCGAACAUCUGUUAUUCUGUUUUUGUUUUAACGUGUUUUGGUAAAGUUUGUGCGUUCUGGAGAUGGUGAAGUGGUAGUCGUGUAUUUUCUCACACAUUAAUGUGGUUUCUCAAGCACAAACGUGUCCCAGCAGUGUAUGUGUAUGUUAAUGUGUGUUCACAUGCCUUAUAACUGUAAAAGUGCUUGUUGUUACCCUAACCUUGUUUUUAAGGGAUAGUUCACCCAAAGAUUAACAUUUUGUCAUUAUUUUCUCAUCCUUAUGUUGAUCUAAACCUGUAUGAAUAUCUUCAGGGUUCGCACGGGUCCUUGAAAUCCUUGAAAGUUUGUGAAUCUGGGGGGGGGGAUUCAAGGCCCUGGGAAGUUUUUGAAAAUAUACAUACAUAGAUACAGGUCAUUGAAAGUGCUUAUUUUAUGCAAAUAAUCCAUAUUAUUUCCUGUCUAGUGUAGAAUAAUAUCAUAAAAUUAUAGACUUUUUAAGCACACAUGCUAAACUGUUUCCUUUAAAUGCUUAUAUCUUCUGUAUGCGAAUGUUAAUUCAUACCAAAAUGCUUUUUUGCAUAGUUGUGUUUGACACACGUCUCGGGUUACGUAUCUAACUGUUGUUCCCUGAAAAGGGAACGAGACGCUGCGUCUCCCUUGCCAUAUUUCCUACGUCCCUGUAACACCGUCUUUGGCAAUAUUUCAGAUAGCGAUAUACUUCCUGGCUCCCGCGUCACCCUGUCUUUGUCGUUAAGCCUCACCAUUGGUUGAAUUUGAUAUAAACAUUCAGACCCUGGAGGCGUCCCCAAAGUGUCACCGCAGUGACGCAGCGCGACAAUGUAUCUUAAAAGGUAGCACGAUGUAACCUUGCUCUCACUUGAAAUGUGUCCUCACAUUUAGUCCUUGAAUUUGAGGGUAUUGAACCUGGAAAAUCCUUGAAAGGUCCUUGAAUUUGAAGAUUUUGAUAAAUGAUGGUAAGCACACAGUUGAUGGUACCCAUUGAAUGUCAUUGAGUUUUUCCUACUAUAGAAGUCAAUAGUUACAAUCAGCUGCUUACCAUCAUUUAUCAAAAUCUUUCUUUGUGUUCAUCAGAAAAAAGAAAUUCAUACAGGUUUAGUACAAUAUUACGAUGAGAAAAUUAUGACACAAUUUUGAUUUGUGGGUAAACUAUCCCUUAAAAUACACAAAGAGAUUCGUUAAAGAUUCGUGAUUCCCAUGAAUCAGAAUGUUGAAAUAAUAAUAAAUUACAUUAUACACAUAAAAGUGAAGCCUGUUUUUCGGCUCAUUUUAAGGCACCCAUGUUCAUAUUGUCAUAAUUCAAAAUAAUGAUUGGAAUUAAGUAUACAUGCUUUACAAUUUAAACAUUAAAUUAAAGCUUAUUUUGUAGUGCAUGGCACUACGAAAGCCAACGCCAUGGGUUUGAGUCCCAGGAAACACAGAAAUGUGUGGAGUGAAUACACUCACAAUAGAUAAAAGUGUCUUCCAAAUGCAUACAUGGUUUUUUUAACAUUACAGUGUUUAAGAUUUUGCAUACAUUAUGGUAAUAAGAAUGAUGGGUGUGGUUUAUUUGUGAUAUAAUGCAAACAAUCAUAAUAAUCCAGGAUUUAUUCUUUGCCAAAUUCUUUACAGAUUUAGUACAUCUCAUUAUGUAUUAAGAAGAAAAUGACUCAAUGCAGUGGAUGCACCAGACAUCAGCAUGAUAUAAUGAUUUUAUCUCUACAUUAACCAGUAAAACUUAUUAACUUAAGUUAACAAUAUAUCACUUCCAAUAUAUAUACUUAAUAGCAAUAUGAACUGUUCAUGAAUGCCAUUUCAUUUCAAAAGUACAAUCCUUGCUACAACUAUACACUUUAUCAAUGGUGAACCAGAAACAGCAACAACCCCAUUACUGUAUUUAUCUCCCUAUGAGAAAUCAGAGGUGCAGUUUUGUUUCUGAAUUGACAUUCGGCCAAACAGUAGCACUUUUUUUUAUAACCUGGAUUGUACGAUUAUAAGAUCACCAACUGCAAAUAUCACAAGGUAGCGGAAGGCGUAAGAAUCUUUAAUAGACCAUUAACCAGCUGUGUGCUUGUGUCUGCAUAACGUUUCCCUUGUGAUGUAAUGAAAUUGUUUGUAACAGUUUAUAUGAGUUCAUUACUUACGUGACGGCAUUUAUAAAUAAUGUACAUAAAUGUAAACCCUUUAUAUUAUAAGCACAUCUAUAGUUUGUAUAUUGUAAAUAGUCAGAUGAUGUUUAGUCUGAUGAUUAAAACGAUUAAAGUUUGUCUUUAUUUUCAGUAUUGAAUACAUUGCUGGCAGUUACUGUAAACAAUGUUCAAAUAAAAAUGUAUAAAUAAUAA
Molecule: messenger RNA, 6218 nt
Organism: Misgurnus anguillicaudatus (oriental weatherfish)
Lineage: Eukaryota; Metazoa; Chordata; Actinopteri; Cypriniformes; Cobitidae
Source: RefSeq, a predicted model, not a curated record